AUGUUUCUGCAGCUGGGCUCGAUGUCAGAAUCUCGCAGCCCUGAGACCACGUCGUCGCUUCCAAUGGGACCGCCACACGGACCGAUGAAAACCUCCCAGGAUAAUGUGGAACUGUGCCGGCGACAUCAGUUGUGUCUCGGCGAGCAGACGCACCUGGAGGCCCUGAACAAGGGAAGCUUCGGUCACCCAGAGCUGUGCCGUAAACCCUGCCAGUUUUUCCAUCUCGGCACGUGUGCAAUGGGGCGCUCCUGUGGGUAUUGCCACAUGCCGCACACAGGAUCUCCUGCGACACUGGACCGAGUGGGAAGAGUGACACUUCGCAAGCUGCCCGCAGGUCGCACGCUGGAGCUCUUCCUGCCCAUCCUCUAUGCGCGUGCAGAAGAGAGCGACUUGAUGAUGGAGGCUGCGCCGCUGCUUGCGAUGCUGGCCCAGGCCGAGGCACAGUCGGAAGCUACUAGUCAUCCUGCUGCCAAGAAGAGCAGCGACCGGGAUCCCUUCAAGGAGAUUCGCAAGACGCUGCGGAAGAUGACCUUCAGUGAGCUUGUGGGCUUGCUUUGCCGCAAUUGUGACAAAGAGGCCUUUGUCCCUCAGGUGACUGAGGAGCUAAUGUCGUUGCGAGAAAACUGCGCCGACCGUGUUCUCAUCUGA
Messenger RNA from Symbiodinium natans, 648 nucleotides. Lineage: Eukaryota; Dinophyceae; Suessiales; Symbiodiniaceae. The record is from the annotation of a GenBank genome assembly.